Molecule: messenger RNA, 1182 nt
Organism: Pelobates fuscus (common spadefoot toad)
Lineage: Eukaryota; Metazoa; Chordata; Amphibia; Anura; Pelobatidae
Gene: CCR6
Product: C-C motif chemokine receptor 6
Exons: 1
Coding region: 25-1122 (365 amino acids)
Biological process (GO): immune response; positive regulation of cytosolic calcium ion concentration; calcium-mediated signaling
Cellular component (GO): external side of plasma membrane; membrane
Molecular function (GO): C-C chemokine receptor activity; C-C chemokine binding
Source: RefSeq, a predicted model, not a curated record
CAAAUUAAUUCCACAAGAUUCAGUAUGGAAACCAGCACCCCGGUGGAUGACUACGAAUCAUAUCCAACCGUAUAUGACAUUAUGGAAGAAAGCAAAGUAUGCACAAUGGUCGAUUUUGGAAACCUUAAGAAAAAAUUGGUACCAGUGGUAUUUUCACUGAUAUUUGCUUUCGGGCUUUUAGGUAAUUUGUUGGUAAUUGUGACCUUCAAUUACUAUAAGAGAGCAAAGUCAAUGACAGACGUUUACCUCCUUAAUAUGGCAAUAGCGGAUAUAUUACUUGUUCUCACACUUCCAUUCUGGGCUGUGUAUUACCAUGAAGAACAUUGGAUUUUCAAGGAUUUCAUGUGUAAAUUGGUCAGAGCUAUAUAUGCAAUAAACUUUAAUUGCAGUAUGCUAUUACUAGCAUGUGUAGGGAUUGACCGCUACGUUGCAAUUGUGCAGGUCACAAAGUCUUUCAAAUUCAGAACUACUGCUAUGGCAUACAAAAAACUGAUCUGCUUAUUUGUGUGGGUCAUUUCUGCCUGCUUGUCCAUCAUUACCUACUACUUCAAUGAAUGUUAUAAAAUUAAUGGUGAUCAGUGGGUUUGUGAACAAAAUUAUCGUAACAUCAAAAUGCCAUUAAACUUGAAGUUCACAGUUAUAAUUGUCCAGGUAACAAUCGGCUUCUUCAUUCCUUUUCUUGUUAUGUUAUUUUGUUACACAUUUAUUAUUAAAACAUUGCUUCAAGCACAGAAUUCUCAGAGACACAAAGCAAUACGAGUAAUUGUCGCUGUAGUGGCUGUAUUUCUGAUUUGUCAGUCACCAUACAAUAUGCUUCUUCUGAAGAAAGCCACAAAUUUGUUAAAUCAAGAAACGGACUGUGAUGAUCAUCGGAAAACAAAAUAUGGCCUCUUUGUUACAGAGGUACUGGCCUUUUGCCAUUGUUGCCUAAAUCCAGUUAUUUAUGCUUUUGUUGGAGUGAAAUUUAGAAAUUACUUUGUGAAAAUAAUGCAAGACCUAUGGUGCACUGGCAAACGAUAUAUCAUUGGAAAUCGUAGUUCAAGAAUGUCAUCUGAUGCAUACACUUCUAGAAGAACAAGUGAAGUAUAUGCUACUGAGGGUGGUUCAUCAUUUACCAUGUAAUUAAAGAAAGUAAAAACACAAACAUCUCUCUAGGACAGUGGUUCCCAACCCAGUCCUUAA